UUCUCUUCAUUGGUAAUUGUGUAGUUGGGUUACUUCAGUUGAGCUGGAAGGCUACUUUUGGUUGCCACUGGCCAUAUCAGUAAUAUUAAGGUGUUAAUAUGGUUGAGAGAGUGGCAGAGUCUUUUGUUUGGGAGGAAGAAUAUGAUGGGCAGCUAAGUCCUUGUAUAACUAGUGUGAAAAGGAAAGUUAGAUCAAAGAAAUGGCAGUUUUUGGAUUGGGGAUCAAAACCAUUGAUUGAAUUUCUUCAAUCAAUUGGUAAAGAUACUUGUGAAAAAAUCUCUCAGUUUGACGUUACUGACAUCGUAAGUAAAUAUGUUAAGGAGAAUAACCUCUUUGACCCACGAAGGAAGAAAAGGAUUCUUUGUGAUGAGAAGCUUCGUUGUCUUUUUGGAAGAAAAUCAAUCAGCCGGAAUAAAAUUUAUGAUAUGCUGGAGGCACAUUAUGCUGAAAACCAUGACGAAUCAGAUGAUGGGAUUUUAGAUAGUUCAGAGGACGAGAAUGAGAAACAAAAAACAAGAAAAACUCCUAAGAAGAAAAAACAUGUGGAAACUCCCAAAAGCUGUUUCGCUGCUAUAAUUCCAGAUAAUAUAAAGCUUGUAUACCUGAAGAGGAGUUUGGUUCAAGAUCUUUUGAAGGAUCUGGAAACUUGUAAACACAAAAUAGUUGGAAGUUUCAUAAGGAUCAAAUCAGACCCAAAUGACUACCUUCAGAAAAACUCUCAUUGGCUUCUGCAAGUUACAGGUCUGCGAGAGGUGUCUAGAACUGAUAAUACAAGUACAGAAAUUCUUCUCCAGGCAUCAAAUUAUAUAAAAGAUAUUCAUAUUUCCACACUUUCCAAUGAGAACUUCUCUGAGGAAGAAUGUGAAGACCUGCGCCAGAGAGUGAAAGAUGGUUUGCUCAAGAGGCCAACUGUUGUGGAGCUUGAAAAAAAAGCUAGAAUUUUGCAUGAGGAUAUAACAAAGCAUUGGCUUGCGGGAGAAUUUGCUUUGCUGCAAAAACUCAUUGAUCGAGCCAAUGAAAAGGGAUGGCGCAGAGAACUAUUUGAGUACCUGGAGAGAAGACAGCUGCUUCAGACUCCUGCUGAACAGUCACGGCUUUUGCAUGAAGUUCCAGAAGUUAUUGCAGAUGAAAUAGAACAGGUAGUUAGCGCACAGGAUUACCCAGAUAGUAUGAAACAAGGAAAUGAUGAUUCUCUAGUACCCCUUGUCAGGGGAGCUUCAGAUGUUCCUAUUGGUGAGAUUGCAGCAAAUGGCACUUUUACAUCUUUGACAUCUCUUGGUACAGAGCCUGCAGAGAUACAAGUUGCUGUGCCGGAGUCAAAUCAGCGGACAAAAAAAGAAAACCAGCUUGACGUUUCACUUCAAAAACAGCAAAAUCUAUCAAUAGAGACGGUGAAAAUAGAUGAAAAUAAGAUUGGUGAGAGGAUGAUGGUGAAGCAGGUUAUUGACUUGAGUGACAAUGAUUGUGAUGAAGAUGAUGAUCGGAGUGUUGUUGGAAAUGAGAUUUCUGAUACAGGAUUAGAACGACUGGAAUGGCAUUAUGUUGAUCCCUGUGGUGAAAUACAAGGUCCAUUCUCAAUUACUUCACUAAAACGUUGGAGCGAUGCUGAUUAUUUUCCUCCAGGUUUUAUGGUUUGGAAGGCCGGUGAGAGCCAAGAGAAUACUGUAUUAUUAAGUGACAUUCUUCAAUGGGUGUUUCCCUAAUUCUUGUGUAAAACUCGGAUUUUUGUUUCUCUAAUACUACUUUCUUUUUUUAACCGUAA
This is a messenger RNA of Pistacia vera, 1762 nucleotides long. RefSeq lists its product as uncharacterized. NCBI's taxonomy places the organism in Eukaryota, Viridiplantae, Streptophyta, Magnoliopsida, Sapindales, Anacardiaceae. The coding region runs from base 99 to 1703 and encodes 534 amino acids. Gene Ontology annotation, molecular function: protein binding; DNA binding. The transcript has 8 exons. The record is from RefSeq and is a predicted model, not a curated record.